AAUAGCAGCAGCGAGCUUGAGGUUAUGGCGGACCAGUGGAGGGAAUUUGUGGGGAGAACAAGGAGCAAGAUUGGAAGCAGUACUGACAACCGAAGCUAUAGCAGAGCCGGUAGCUGUAUCAGGAGCCAGCUGAGUGGUGAGUGGUGUCAGGAGCGCUCCGAAGGUAAUAGUGUGUCGCCGAAUGGUAAUAUGCCUGUUGAUGCGGAUUUCCGUAGCUGUGCGCGACAAUGCGAAGACACGUACCGUAACACUCGCGCCUAUCAGUUUGACCAUGCGGAUGACUAUAGCGAGGAUAGCAGCAUCUCCGACGGAUACGACGAUGGCGAAGAUGUCGAAGAUGACGACGAUGACGAUAUCGGAGGGUCUUCUAACGAGGAAACGGAUCUCGAAGGAUCUCUACAGGGCGUGGCUCAGCAGCCCGCUGCCCUCCUCCUGGCGCACGCGCCCGCUCAAGCGCGAAAUUUCCGCCGAUUCCGCUCCCCCGGCGGAACAUCGGGGGAAUUUUACAGUCGCGGGAGCGGGUUGAAUCCGCUCCCCUGGCUGCAAUUCGACCCGCAACCGCUCCCCUACCGCCAAACCUAGCUUCCGCUUCCGCUUCCGCCUCCCCCCCGCCCUUCCCCGUCCGCCUCGACCCCCCGCCUCCGCCUCUCUCCCCCCCUGUGGGGAAAGCAGUGCCAAACGAAACCAAUCACCUCCAGCGCCCCCUUUAAUAUCACAAUUCUCUUCACGAACCGAGCAGCCGGUUCUCCCCGCGUUUCUAGAGCCUACAGACUGGGAGCUCGUCCUUCGGAGCGCUACUGACACCACUCACAGCACUGCUCCUAAACCGCAUUAUGUGGCUUCUAAUUCAGACUGUAGACUCCCCGAGGGAAGGGCAGCCGAGGAAUGGAGCCGGCGUGGUAGCGGAAGGGAAGAGGGGGGUCGCGACUGGAGUCCGGCGACUGAAUCAACAGCUGAAGGACGC
Closterium sp. NIES-67 is the source of this 964-nucleotide messenger RNA. The record is from the annotation of a GenBank genome assembly. NCBI's taxonomy places the organism in Eukaryota, Viridiplantae, Streptophyta, Zygnematophyceae, Desmidiales, Closteriaceae.